AAUAUCUAAAAUCCCCUUUCUCAUUCCAUUCCCAAUUUCCACCUGAAUCCUAAACCUAAAACCUCACCUCCCAAACCAAUCUCCGAUCAUGGCCACCGAAACCGAAGCACACCCCCAACAAUUGGAUGAGAACAAGGAAGAGCAGCAAGAGCAACAAUUCAAGUACCUUGAAUUCGUGCAAUUCGCGACCAUUCAAGCCCUGGUGCGUUGCGCUAUCCUCUACGGUUACGCCAAGGAACGCACCGGUCCUCUCAAGCCUGGCGUCGAUACCGUCGAGGAAGCGGUGAAGACCGUCGUCGCCCCUGUCUACGACAAGUUCCACCUUGUCCCCGUCGAGCUUCUCAAGUACGUCGAUCGCAAGGUUGACGAGUCUGUUAUUGAGUUGGACCGCCACGUCCCAAGCAAUGUCAAGAAGGUCUCCUCCCAGGCUUGCUCCGUCGUCUCAGAAGUCCGCCGCACCGGCGUAGUUGACGCCGCCUCCGGCUUCGCCAAGACCGUUUACUCCAAGUGCGAACCCAAGGCGGAGCAAUGUGCCGUGUCGGCGUGGAGGAGGCUGAACCAGUUGCCUCUGUUCCCUCAGGUGGCCAACACCGUCUUGCCCAAGGCGGCGUACUGUACGGAGAAGUAUAACGAGGCGGUUGUUAGUUACGCCGAGAAAGGUUACAGGGUUCCUGCGUAUCUCCCCUUGGUGCCUACUGAGAAGAUAGCCAAGGUCUUCAAUGAUAAUUGAUCUGCAUUUUGAAGAUCCUCCCCGUGCAAUGUUUGUUUUGUCUCCUUUCUAAUUUAUUUAUUUUUUGGUUUUUACUUUCUAAACAAAAAAAAAAGUGUUGUUAGUCGGUGCAGGAUACGAGCUAUUAUUUCAUGGUCCGGAGCAAGGUGAUUCUGGCCAAAAAUGAAAAAAAAAAAAAAAAGAUAGAGGGGGAAAUAUAAAAAAAGAGAGGGAUCUAAGAGUAUUUUUUUUACCAAAAAAAAAAAAGGACCAAAAAAAGAAAAAGGAGCAUGAAAAAUUUGAUGGGCCCGAUGUAUAAUAAAAAUUUCCGUAGGAUACACCCGUUCUUGCUUUUUCUUUUUACAUAUGAAUGUGUUAUGGAUUAUUAAUUAAUAUUAUUUGAUAUUUGUUAUUUGUUUUCGUUAGUGUUGUAAUGAAUUAUUUGUUGUUCCUUUUUAGGGUGACUACAUUAA
This is a messenger RNA of Gastrolobium bilobum, 1182 nucleotides long. RefSeq names its product stress-related protein-like. The record is from RefSeq and is a predicted model, not a curated record. The coding region runs from base 89 to 730 and encodes 213 amino acids. The transcript has 2 exons. NCBI's taxonomy places the organism in Eukaryota, Viridiplantae, Streptophyta, Magnoliopsida, Fabales, Fabaceae.